AUGCGUCUACUAACCCGCCUCGCCCUACUCGUAGCGGGCAGCAGCGCGGCAGCGGCACACAUGGCACCGCGGCAGGACGCCACGGGACCUCCCGAGACGCCGACGCCGACGGUCAGUACGCGCACCAACAGCUCGAACGCGACGUGGGAGCAGGUGCUGGGCCGGUUCCCGCCGGGCUCGCUGUCGGCCACGACGGCCCUACCCGUGCCGGCGCUGACGGUCGACUUUCGCCUCCAGGUGGACCUGAACCCCAAGAUCGCGCUGGGGAAGGGGGUUUGGGGCGAGCGCAACUGGAUCAGCUUCAAGGGCGGGCAGUGGAGCGCCACGUGGGGGAACGGCACGGUUGAGCCUGGUGGCCAAGACGCCCAGCUCCUGGUGGAAAACAAGGCUACGUUUGUCGACACGCAGUACCUCCUGAAGACCGCCGACGAGAAGCCCGCUUACAUCAUGGUGCGGACGCAAGGGUGGCGCACUGGCCCGCCCGAUGUGCUCGAGAAGCUGCUGGACCCCGUCGAGGGCGACAAGGUGCCAGCGUCGGCCUACCGUUUCCGACUAACCAUCAAGCUCGAGACGGGCGAUCCGCGCUACCUUUGGGUUAAUGAGGGCAUGUGGAUCGGCAGCGGGAUUCGGAGAGGCGCUGAGGUCAUCUACGACGGCUACAGGUUACUGUAG
Pyricularia pennisetigena is the source of this 672-nucleotide messenger RNA. RefSeq lists its product as uncharacterized. NCBI's taxonomy places the organism in Eukaryota, Fungi, Ascomycota, Sordariomycetes, Magnaporthales, Pyriculariaceae. The coding region runs from base 1 to 672 and encodes 223 amino acids. The record is from RefSeq and is a predicted model, not a curated record. The transcript has 3 exons.